Molecule: messenger RNA, 252 nt
Organism: Iphiclides podalirius (scarce swallowtail)
Lineage: Eukaryota; Metazoa; Arthropoda; Insecta; Lepidoptera; Papilionidae
Source: the annotation of a GenBank genome assembly
AUGGGAGUGGGGGAGUGGAGGAAGAAGUGGGGGGAGACGUGGAGGAAGAAGAGGGGGAGACGUGGAGUAAGAAGUGGGAGGGGGAGAGACGUGGAGGAAGAAGUGGGUGGGGUGGAGGUCGGUCCGUGCCAAGGGCUACGCCGCGGCGACUGCCUAGUCGCUGUCGCUGGACAGCAUCUGCUCGUCAGUCUCGUUGCAGGGGCUGAGGCCCUGUACGUGCACGUACCCGGGGCCGUACAGGCACAGGCGUAU